AUGGCUGAUCCACUAUCAUAUGCUGAAGCCAUGCAGAGGUUGGCAGGAGGUGGGAGAAGGCUUGGUGUCAACUUUUCUGGAGCUGUUAGACAUGAUGGGGUUAUGACGCAAGAGACAUGGAUACAUAUAGCCAACAGCGAGUCAAAAACCGCACGUACCUUGACUAUUCCAAAAGGACUGGGAAUUGAUACAAUAUUUGUGAUUGACAUCUCAGAAAGCAUGCGAGGAAGGCCAUAUGAACAAGCUGUAAAUGUUGUGCUAACAUAUCUAGAUAUUAUUGAGAAUGUCAAUAAGAAGCAUCGUCUGAGUGAAAGUGUCGCCUUGGUGACUGUUGGACACAAGACAGAAGUGCUGCAUCAUCUGACAUGUGAUUAUUGGGCGCUGAGGACUAGUCUAGGUUCAAUACAAGUGGGAGGACGUACUCCAAUGAUUGCUGGUCUCUUCAUGGCUUUGUCUGCUAUUAAUGGCCGUGGUUCAAUCUCGGUGAUGAACGGUUGUCAUGUCUACCCGAGAAUAAUCCUAUUGACAGAUUCAAUGUUUACAGAUUCUGAUUGUACAACAGGCCCAGAUAGCAGCAUGUAUGAACAACAGGAGAUUGAUGAUGAGAUAUUAAAUCUAGCAGUCAGACUUGGAGCAGAGCACCAUAAUAUUCAUUGUAUAAAUGUUGGUGAUAAGGAAAACCCAGAGAUACUGAGGAAAUUAGCAGAAGUGUCAGAUGGGAGUGUGACCAGUUAUGAUGCGGCAAGUGUGAAAAGCCUUGGCAGACACUUCAAGAACAUGGCUGCAGUGACUCGUAUGCGUAGACAUUUCUCUCUGAAUUGGAAAAACAGGAGGGAAUUUGAAAAUGUUGUGACCAGUUAUGAAAAUGAUGUUGAUCAGAGCGAUAUAGAUGAUAUGAUGUACCUCCUCCAAUAUAAACUGGCUGAUGUUGUGCAGGAGGAUGUAGAGUUCAUGGAUGGUUCAGCACCUAAUUUGGGCACGCGAGUUAUGAGGGGUCCGCAAUGGGACAGUGGUAAUGAGGAUGGUGAGGGCCCUGGCACCAUUGUUAAGCAUUCCCGCAAGCCAGGUCAUGUGACAGUAGAAUGGGACCUGACAAGAAUUCGUAAAGAAUACAGUUAUCAUGACGGUAAAAAACAGGUCAAAACAAGUUUUGAACAACGAAUCCUGAUGGAGGACGACCUCAUCGCACCUGGCUGUCUGGUUUGUCGUGGUGAUGAUUGGCAGUGGGGCUUUCAGGACGGAGGUCCAGAAAAUGUUGGAGUUGUGUAUGAUGUUCAGCAGAGUGGACUGGUACAUGUAAGAUGGCCAAAUGGACAUUGUAAUUGGUACAGAUUUGGAGCUGAGGGAAUGUUUGACGUCCAGAUAUGGGAGCCUGCUGGGGAUGGAAAUGACCCUGUGGUACCUUCCACAACUAUUUACACCAGAGAUACAGCUUUACCGCCUAAGACACACAAUGCAGAAGUGGUGACCUCAGCAACUAUUCUUAAAACCACACCUGUGUAUAGUCUUGCGGCAUCAUCUAACAUCACACCUGUGAGUAGUCUUGCGGCAUCAUCUAACAUCACACCUGUGAGUUAUAAAACUGUGAAAGGUAGUCUCGCGGCAUCAUCCAACAUCACACCUGUGAGUAGUCUCGCGGCAUCAUCUAACAUCACACCUGUGAAAAGUCGCACAGCAUCAUCUAACAUCACAUCUGUGAGAAAUCUGGCAGCAUCAUCUAAUAUCACACCUGUGAGUAGUCUCAUGGCAUCAUCUGCAGCAGAUCCUGAUAAGCUCUUCAUGGAUACCCCUACAGCGUCAAGUCCAGACAGUAAUCAUCAUGUCUUUCGGCCAACAGUGACAUCAGCUCCUCAAUCAGACAUACCUACGGAUAUAUCAGGGUCACAAAAACAUCAACAGGAGACCAGUGACCCAAAGUCACUUAGUCAGCAGACUGAUUUAUCUGUUGAUUUUGCAAUGUCAAGAAAAAUAACUGAACUACAUGAUCUAGUCGGACCUUUCGGAGCACAACAAACACAGGUUAAGACGCCUUUCACAAAGCAGAAUACACCAGGUUCUCCUAAAGUGUACACUGAUACUGUGCCCGUAUCAACCCCAGACUUUCCUCACGGUGUGACAUCCCCAGUCAUGUCUGGAACAACUGCUACACCUCAAACUACAUCAAAUGUUGAUGAUCAACUUGGUGUGAACUCUAAAACUAAUACCACACCUGGAGCUUAUUCUGAUGCCACAGAAAGUAGGGCUUACACACAGGAAGAUGUUAGGUGGUGCUGGUUUGAUAAGAAGAGCAAAACAUGGGUGUCCUUUUCUGAGGCCAACAACAGUGACCUUGAGGCCGAAAAACAGAAAAACAGAAAAAACAGCAGCAAAAAUGUAAAGAUAUAUGACACAUGGUAUAGAGUAUUUUUGAAAACUAUGAAGAUGCAAAGGUUGAAGAGUCGUGAAAGUACACCUGUAAAACGAGCAGUGAUACCAAGGGCAAUUAAAGGUAUGAGGAAGGAAUUGGUGGACAAAUAUAUGAAUCUUCUUUCUAAAGGAAGUUAUCAGUCCUCCAACAUCCGCCUGAUGGUGGUGGGCAACGAUCGUGUUGGCAAGACAACACUUUGUCAAAAUAUGCUCAAGGACAAGAAAUUUGGUAAUACUAAUGGUACAGAUGGUAUUGAUGUAUUUGUGCACAGUUACCAAAUUGACACCACGACGAAAAAAAAAGAGAAGCUUGGACAGACAGAGCAUGUAGUUGCUUUGCAGAAACUAGCAUGCGCAACAGUUUAUGGCAAACCAAUGUGGACAGAGGUUGAGGAGAAAGAGGAGGAGCAACCAGAGGAGGAGGAAAACAUGGCAGAAGGAGCAGAGACAGACUCUGUACCACAUUUUUCUUCACGAGAAUCCAUCGAUGUGCCAGUGACACCUCCAGUUACCACGAUUCCUGCAAAUACACUUGAGAAUAAGUUUGAACAGAUUGAUAUAAACCAGCCUAUCAACCUCUCCAAGACGGCCCAUCCUGUGAAAAGUAACUACGUUGUUGGUAAAAAAACUGGUGAGAUAUUAAUACCAGACUAUGUGAAGAGAGAUGUGGACUGUAUCCUUGACGAAGCAGACAAACUGCGGUUAGCUGGAAGAGCAGCUGAAAAGGACAAUAUUGCCUACUUAUCCAUGUGGGAUUUUGGUGGAGAGAAGGUUUUCUAUGAUACUCAUCAUGUCUUCCUCAGCAAGGAUGCUGUUUACUUACUGUGUUUCAAUGUCAAAGAAUAUCAAGAGAAAAAGAAUCACCAACCAAUACUAUUCUGGCUCCAAUCUAUUGCUACGUACUCUGAGUGUAAUGGACAGUGUAAGGGACCCCCUGUCAUCCUGAUAGGUACUCAUACAGACAAGAUGGAGGGCACAGAGGAAGAAAAAGAACGUGAAUUUGAAAGAAUUUGCGCCGAAAUCACUUCUCUUGAUAUUGUUAAACCAAUCAGAGGCCAGAUUAUGAACUACUUUUGUGUCGAUAACAGCAAUGCAAGUGACACCAAGUUUGAUGACGUCCUUGAUGCUGUUAUAGAAGCUGCCAAAUAUCAAUCACAAUGGAAGAGAGAUAUUCCUACAAAAUGGCUGGCACUGGAGCGGGAAAUCAUGAAGGUGAAGAAACACAAAGUUAAAACGUUUCAAGAUAUUGUGAAUUUAGAUGAGAAGAUGGAAGUACCAAUAGGAGAUGAAGACGAAAUCCGAAUGUUUUUAAGCUACUUACAUCUGAUGGGAUACAUCAUGUAUUUUGAUGAGGAUGUGGGCCUUGACGGUCCUCAUCGCUACAAAGAUCUGACGAUCAUCAUUGACCCACAGUGGGUCAUUUAUGCCUUCCGCAGACUCAUUACCAAUCCCAAAAAUAUAAAAAGUAAAGGCUGUAACAGAAUGGUGAUGUGGAACAGAUAUAUAAAUGAUGGCCUACUCACUACACCACUCAUUGAUGAAUUGUGGAAAAAAGGAAAGAUGGACACAGAAGACUUCCUAGCUUAUAAAGCAGUACUACUGCCAGUGAUGGAAAGGCUUGGACUCAUUGCACCCCCUGUGUCCCACAAAUCCAAAGCAGAUUGUCCAGAAAAUUUGAAGUACUAUAUUGUUCCUAGCAUGUUGUCAGAUGUCAAUGAGAAGUGGGUGAAUGACCUUACUGAAGCAGUAGGCUUCCAGAAAACAGCAACAUUGCGUUUUACUUUAAAGGAUCAAUUUAUCUCCCUUCCUGUGUUCCAUAAACUACUGGCAGUUUGUUUGUCCAGAUUUAAGUUGCCACCAAGUCUUGAUCUUCCAGAAGGACAUGAGUUCAAUCAGACAGACUGCAUCAAGAAAGGUUUCGGCUGCUUUGAGGUGAAUGGAGCUUGGAAAGUCAUUUUACAUCACAACAACUCAGGCAUCAAUGUAACGCUAUUCACCUAUAGCGACAAAGACUCAGUAAUCAGAGCUGGAGUUGGAGUUGAUGUGCGCAUAUUCCUUGAAGAAACAUUACUGGAAGUGCUAAGACUGCAGGGCCAAAAUGCAAAAAAUCUCACCUUUGUGUAUCACUUAGGCUUAGAUAUUUUACAGGUACAUCAAGCUGGAAAGUUUAGACCUGUGACACAGUUUGACGCCCUUGGCGAAAGUGAUACAAUGUUUUUAACCGGAGGGAAAUACCUAAGGAAAGUGGAUUGUUAUCCCUGGUUCUGUACCCAGGAGGAGGAGGGAGAGCCUAUCCCAGUUGCAUAUUUCCUGCCUUCACAUCGUCAGAAUCUUGUUCCCGAAGAAAUCCACCUGGCAAGGAUCAGUAAAUGUAUCUGCCUCAGAGGUGAGGUUGGCAAGGAGCACUUUGGUUUGGAGUUGGGGCUGCAGAGACAUCAUAUCUGCAACAUCCAGGCGGAGUACACAGGAGAUGCUGAACAGAUAUACCAGAUAUUGGUGAAGUGGAAGACCUUAAAUAGGAAAGGCAGGAUUAGUGACAUAAUCAAGGCUAUGAGAAAACUCGAUAUAGAUCGUAAAUUUUUCUGCCAAAAAGGGAGAGUGUUUGACUGACAGUUUACCAACCCAUGGUUAAAUAACACAAGUUUACUGACUUUAUUGUCCACAAUUGUGUAAUACUUCCAGUCCAACAAAGAGAAAACAUUGCUGUACAAUUCACUCAUAGCUGACCAAGAUCAUGCAGUGCUGAUGUACAAUUCAACCAUAGCUGACCAAGAUCAUGCAGUGUUGUUGUACAAUUCAACCAUAGCUGACCAAGAUCAAGCAGUGUUGUUGUACAAGUCUCCCAUAGCUGAACAAGAUAAUGCAGUGUUGUUGUACAAUUCACUCAUAGCUGACCAAGAUCAUGCAGUGUUGUACAAUUCACCCAUAGCUGACCAAGAUAAUGCAGUGUUGUUGUACAAUUCAACCAUAGCUGACCAAGAUCAUGCAGUGUUGUUGUACAAGUCACCCAUAGCUGACCAAGAUCAUGCAGUGUUGUUGUACAAUUCACUCAUAGCUGAACAAGAUAAUGCAGUGUUGUUGUACAAUUCAACCAUAGCUGACCAAGAUCAAGCAGUGUUGUUGUACAAUUCAACCAUAGCUGACCAAGAUCAUGCAGUGUUGUUGUACAAUUCACUCAUAGCUGAACAAGAUCAUACAGUGUUGUUGUACAAGUCACCCAUAGCUGACUGUGAUCAUGCAGUGUUGUUGUACAAUUCACUCAUAGCUGAACAAGAUCAUGCAGUGUUGUUGUACAAUUCACUCAUAGCUGACAGGAAUUACAUCUUAUUAUUUCACUGAUCACCAAUUGAUGACUGUAGUAACAGGUUCUGACAAGACUUAUCAGUCACAAUAAGUGUUUUAACAUGUUUGUACUGAUUGUGGGGUUUAAAACAGAUAACACUGUAUCUGUUAAUACAACUUACUAAACAACAGUUCUACAAUUUGAUACAGUGAUCCACACAAGUGUUAAUAUGAUGGGCAGUGCAGUGAUAUCUUCACAUGCCAACAUAACAUUGCUGUCCUAUACGGACCCCAAAUAUACAGGAUGAAUUGAUAUGUAUAGCAAUAUUAUGUUAUUUCUCACCUGUUGUGUGCGACAUUUAGCGUGGAAGAGUAAGGCUGAAUAAGGUAUCUGCCUCAGACUAGUAGAGUUUGGAAACUGAUAACCUUUAACCUUCAUGAUAAGGUCAUGAAUUGGUUACAGAAUUUGUUUUGUACAGCUGUAGUGUAACAACAGGAUUUAUUUGUAUAACUGAAGGAGGAAUAAGUUUUGAAAUAUUCAUGCCUACAAAGCUCUGUAUUACAAUGGAGUUUCAUGUAAGUACCCCUGAAAAGGGAAGUCAGAGUCAAUUUAUAAUGUAAAUUGUGUACAUAAUGUUUGUCUUCUGAUGCUGUAAAGGGUAUCCAUUAGACUGUAUAUAAACUUUUAAAGAAAUCGCUGAGUAACAUAUUUAAACAGAAUAUACAUACUCUGCUUUUCAUUUAUAAGCCCACCAUCAUCAGAUGGUGGGUUAAUUCAAAUCGCCCUAUGUCUGUGGUUCGUCCGUCUGUAAACAAUUUAUCUUGUUACUAUUUGUUGAAGUACUAGAUGUAGGUUUCCACUGGUCCUUAGUUGUGCCAGUUUGAUUUUCAUUCUGAUCAGAAACACAGAAUGGCCAACUGGUGGCCUUGAAUUUUUACAGUAAAGAUUGUUAUGACCAUUUUUUGAAGUACAAGAUAGAUAUCUUUCAAAUUUCAUGUGUAGAUUCCCUUUGGUCCCUAGUUAGGCCAGUUUGACUUUCGGAUUGGACAGAAAAUCAAUUUUGCUUAGUAAAGUUUGUUAUCAUUUUUUCUUUACAAGUAUUCUGAGGGUCUCUCUCAAAUCUUAUAUGUAUUUUCUCCUUGGUCCCUAGUUGUGCCCGUGAUUUUGAGACUGAUCAGAAAAACAAAUGGUCGACAGUAGGUCAUUUUUGAUGUCAUCUAGAAAAGAAAAAGAAAAAAUUGGCUGUUUCUUAUGAAGUACUGAAUGGAUUUCUCUUGUAUUUCAUCUGUAAAUUUCUCUUGGUCCCUCGAUUUACCCCUUUGAUUUUGAGACUGAUCAGAAAAAACAAAACGGCUUCCUGGCAACUAUCAUGGAUUUGGUGGUUAAAGAUUACUAACACAAUAUAUGCAAAAGAGUGUUCUGAUCAUUAUGAGCAAAAACAUAGGAAAGAAGAGAAAAGAUCCAACUUUCAAAAUAUCAAAUAAAGAUAAAGCAAUGGAGGGCACCAUGGUCACUUUGUGAUCUCUGGUUGUUUGUUUUCUUCAUUCAUGUGAUAUUAUAGUCUAUGGAAGAACUUUUUACAUUUAAACAGUUGCUCUACACUGUUAAUGAGUAAACAAUCUUAAAUGAAAUUACAUUUCAGGUGAGAUGUUAUGGAAUGAGAUUUAACUUGUUUUAUUUUUGCAAGCCUUAGCAAGCUAAAAUAAAAAAUAUAAGAAGAGUUUCAUAAAAUCUCAUAUGAAAUGAAAACAAAGUACUUUUUAUCACAUAAUCAGAAAAGUUACAUUAAGACCAGUUGUCAAAUGUGAAGGACAAAAUCAAAUGGAGGCAGCCAUUUUGUUGUGCCAUUUUCAGUUCAUGAUGUAACAUUAAUGUUCAUAUUAUGACAUCACGAUAAAUUUCUGACUGGUGAAGCUGAUAGAAAACCCACAGGGGUAAAUUACAUUAUUGAUAUAUAUCUAAAGUUAUUUCAUGGAUAAUUUCAGUGGAUUAACAGUACAUUAUGUCAUUUAUAGACAUUCUUUAAAUCAGAAUCAUAGCAUAAAUUAUCUUAAUCAGCAAGGGCUUUGCUUGUUAUUAAAUUCUCUUUAAUAUCACCAGCAGUUAAGGACAACUGAAUUGGUUUUUGUUUAUGAAACAUUGGCCAAGGAAUGUGGGGCCCAAUAGGGUGAGUAAAUUGAGAUAUCUCAUUGGUUGGAAUGUGGGGCCCAAUAGGGGAGUAAAUUGAGAUAUUUCAUUGGUAGGAAUAUGGGGCCCAAUAGGGUGAGUAAAUUGAGAUAUCUCAUUGGUAGGAAUGUGAUGCCCAAUAGGGUGAGUAAAUUGAGAUAUCUCAUUGGUAGGAAUGUGGGGCCCAAUAAGGUGAGUAAAUUGAGAUAUCUCGUUGGUAGAAAUGUUAUGCCCAAUAGGGUGAGUAAAUUGAGAUAUCUCAUUGGUAGGAAUGUGGGGCCCAAUAGGGUGAGUGAAUUGAGAUAUCUCAUUGGUAGGAAUGUGAUGCCCAAUAGGGUGAGUAAAUUGAGAUAUCUCAUUGGUAGAAAUGUGGGGCCCAAUAGGGUGAGUAAAUUGAGAUAUCUCAUUGGUAGGAAUGUUAUGCCCAAUAGGGUGAGUAAAUUGAGAUAUCUCAUUGGUAGGAAUGUGGGGCCCAAUAGGGUGAGUAAAUUGAGAUAUCUCAUUAGUAGGAAUGUGAUGCCCAAUAGGGUGAAUAAAUUGAGAUAUCUCAUUGGUAGAAAUGUGGGGCCCAAUAGGGUGAGUAAAUUGAGAUAUCUCAUUGGUAGGAAUGUGGGGCCCAAUAGGGUGAGUAAAUUGAUAUAUCUCAUUGGUAGGAAUGUGGGGCCCAAUAGGGUGAGUAAAUUGAGAUAUCUCAUUGGUAGGAAUGUGGGGCCCAAUAGGGUGAGUAAAUUGAGAUAUCUCAUUGGUAGGAUUGUUAUGCCCAAUAGGGUGAGUAAAUUGAGAUAUCUCAUUGGUAGGAAUGUGGGGCCCAAUAGGGUGAGUAAAUUGAGAUAUCUCAUUGGUAGGAAUGUGGGGCCCAAUAGGGUGAGUAAAUUGAGAUAUCUCAUAGGAUCAGAAGUUAGGGCCCAAUUUGAAGUGUAAAUAGAAAUGUCUCAUUUGAGGAGAUGAGUGGCCCAAUAAAUCAGGAAUGUAUAUGUCCAUGCACUAUUAGAAUACGUAUAUGUUGAUUUAUUGAUCUAUAGUUCUCAAAAUCACCAAAUCAAGUGUUCAGGAAAAAAAGAAACCAAGAAUAUUUAGCUCCAUGAAUAUGUCAUUUUACAGUAUAAUGUAUACUAAUUGUAAUAGAUUUAAUAAUAUUACAUGGUAGAUUCUGUUUUACAGCAUUUUCUGCAUCAGUGCCAUUUAAGAAUAUAAAUAAAAAUCACUAUUAGAAGGAACUGAUUUAAAUAAGCAGUUAACAAGAGUUCUGUGAUGAUUUUUAUGAUAUGAUGGGCUCGGAUAACAAAUAAAAAGAGAGUAUGCCAGCUCCUAUAUAUUCGUCAAUAUGAUAUUGUUUACAGCUGUCGGAUCAUCAAACUGUGACUAAACUUUAUACGUUUGAUCAGCACUUACGUACUAUAACAUUGUUAUAGUACAAUAACCUUGAAGGAAAUCCUAUUAUUUCUAGGUCUACAAUCUUUACAUCUUAACAUUAACACUUUUAUGGAGAAAAGUAAACGUGGUAAGGUCCUAACACAUGUCUUCAAAUAGGAGAAAAAUAAGAUGAAAUAUGAUGGGAGGAAGACUUUUAUCAAACAAAUACUAAUUUGUUCAGAUUAAUGCAGCAACUUAUGGAUGUGUCUUUGAGGUUGGAAUGUCAUCCUACUGUUGUAACUACAGGUAUUUGAUGUCAUUAUCUAUAGGAACAGAGGUUGGAAUGUCAUCCUACUGUUGUAACUAUAGGUAUUUGAUAUCAAUAUAUAUAAGCAUUUAAUGAAUAGAGGCUAUAUUGUUAUUAUUAUACUAGUUGAAUUUUUGUUUCUAUUAAUUCAUUAUGUGAUAUGAGUAAAACAUGAUC
Ylistrum balloti is the source of this 9692-nucleotide messenger RNA. RefSeq lists its product as uncharacterized. Gene Ontology annotation, molecular function: ubiquitin-protein transferase activity; protein binding; metal ion binding. Gene Ontology annotation, biological process: protein ubiquitination; signal transduction. The coding region runs from base 1 to 5016 and encodes 1671 amino acids. The transcript has 23 exons. Lineage: Eukaryota; Metazoa; Mollusca; Bivalvia; Pectinida; Pectinidae. The record is from RefSeq and is a predicted model, not a curated record.